UCAAUUUUGAAUCUUACCUUUAUUUCUACCAGUCUUGUCACGAUAGUAAUUGAAGAAGUGAAAUUCCAAAUAAAUACACAGAUUCACUACUUGAUAAUGAAGCUCCUCAGCAUCAGCGGAGUCACAAUGCUUUUUAGCAUUUUAGCGCCUGUAAAUUCGAUGGCGAUUAAUUCAAGUCCGGAGCUCAUUCCAGUGCCCCACCAUAGUCAAGCAUUCAGCUACUUGUGCCAAAAUAGUCGGAGGCACCACAAGAAUGUUAUCGAGCAAAGAGCCCAGAUAGGAAAACAAGCUUUAGACUAUAGAUGUUCGAACAAUGGAUACCCCUUGCGACUAAGUACCCUUAAUUACAGCAUCGACGGAGUUAAAUGGUAUUAUCCUAUCGACGAUGACGAUGUCGAUUUUGUCAUAUUCACAAGAGCCGGGCAUAUUGCGGGAGUGGCCUAUCUCGCGACUAAUGAGUAUCAACAACAAUAUUUGAGCCCCUGUCAACUCGAAGUAGUAAUUAUCUCCCUAUACAAACUCCUGGCAAAGAUUGUCAUGACUGACAAUGUUAAUUAG
Molecule: messenger RNA, 558 nt
Organism: Blumeria graminis f. sp. triticale
Lineage: Eukaryota; Fungi; Ascomycota; Leotiomycetes; Helotiales; Erysiphaceae
Source: the annotation of a GenBank genome assembly